CAACUGCAUCACGCUCCUCCUUCGUAACUGGUGCCGAUCACCAGGAAUAAACCAGCCACUCCAGCACGCAAUGCCAAGGGCCUUAUACGUACUGUACAUGGCAUCUAUUUGCUUUCGUCGCAUCUUGGCGCAUAAAUACCUCCGGCCCAUUGACGUGUCCCAACCCAAGCAUCACCGAGUCGUGUGGCAAGGAUUGCACUUUUUAAGACCAAUAUCGAAAUCGUACAUAUAAACAUGACUGGGAAGCAGAUAAAGGCAUCCAGAGCUGACGCGAAGCUGGAAAGGCUUGCCUCUGGUGUAGUUACCGGCUUUUCGUGGCCUGAUUUGUCCAUCCAAAAUCUUAGCAAUCAAUCAGUGCGCAGUACAAAAGCGAGCGUAUUCCCAUCCCCAAGGGACUGGGCCGGUUCUCUUUGCUCUUGCCCUACGUUUCCUUCGGAUAGGCUGGGGCAAGGUGAAGAGCAAUACACCAUACGAGCGCAACAUGUAGCCUUUGAGCAAUUGCCCGUGGCUGACUAGGCUUCACCUCCCAGAGAGGAAACCACGUGUUGUGGCAGACACCUACUACAUUCGUGCCGAGUGAGGCUCCAGCCAUCAAACCUUCCGCAUUCCUGGGUCUUGGACGGGGAGGCCCGCCGGACCGCAGUGGCAGGAUGAAGAGCUGAAAGCAGAACAAAGAGAAAAGGGCGGAGUGCGGCCCAGGCAAUUUCUUCUUUUUCUUCAAUUUUUUUUUCGUUCCAUUGGUAGGAACAAAGGAGUGACCAUGGAGCAAACCUCCUGUGAUUUCCUUUUAGCUGUCCAUAAAAACGCUCGUCGAUCAUCCCACCAUCCAAGCUUGAUACUGAUCAAUCUUGAUUCACUCGCUUGCACUCUCACCAGCCUCGGCUACAUCAUAGCUAUUCCCACCGUCAAUCGCUGCCAAAGACACCUUCGACCGGUGGCACCUCGGCUCCCACUGGCCUUGCCGCUAUUCUCAACCGCCACUCCCCUUCUUUUUGCGACCUGAGGUGCCAAUACAGAACCACGAUAGCGCUCGAGAUGCUACCACCGAAAUCCCCCCCGGCCAAGAGCACAUGCAGCUCCAUCUACUCCUGGUACUGGGCCACAUCGGCGGCCCCGAUGCCCAUCUCGCCCGACCGCCGGCUCUCGAAGCAGUCGCUGGCGCGGUGGGAUGGCAUCAGGGAUCUCUGGCCCGCGGACCCCUCCUCUCCGGGCCGCCGCGGUGCAGACCCCCCCAAGACUUCCCGGGAGCGCCUCUACAUCUGGGAGCAGCCCGGGGAGAACGCGCUCGCUUCCAUCAGCCACCACUCCGACCCAUACCACCGGCACUGCGAACCGCAACAACACCCGCUUGGAAAGGCAACGCCCAUCGUCCUCGAAGCACCGCCGGCUUUCGACGAGACCUGCAGCCUUCCCGAGCUCACAUACGCCGGAUCCUCCACCGGCCCGGGCAGCCCUUCCUCCUUCUAUACCUCCUCCCCCGAGCCAGACGAGGAGGCGGUCUCGGUGAUUGCGACAGACUCUGGUGGAGACUUCGACGGCGGUGACUACGACGACAGCGACAACGACCCCCAGGACCUCAUCCGCCACAUAGUCGCAAUGGCGGCCGCGGACCUGCGCGCAAAGGCCUCGGGCCGCUCUUCGGGGAGCAGGAGUAGCGGCAACAGCAACAGCAGCAGCGCCACGACGCCGACGACGACGACGGACCAGGAGGCAAGCGGGCCGUUCAAGCUCCGCUGGGACGCCCCGGUCUUCACGCCGAUGGUCCGGUGAUCUUUGGCUUGGUGGAAAGGGCAAUCAACCCCCCCCGAGCUCGGGCGGGUUGACACGACACAACAGGGUGGUGAGAGCGGGAGAUAAUAGGGAAGAAGGGGAAAGCAACACUGUCGGCCUGGACAAACCAGGUGAUGCUUGGCAUAAUGUGUUCAGCCACCCCUUUACACAUCGUUUCUUUUUCAGAUGCUUCCUCUCAUGGAUGCGACGAGACCACAUCCCGAGAAGGAGACUCGAGUGGUUCUCCCCUGCGGGAGAACGGAUAGGGAACGCCGGGCAUGAUAGAGUGCACAGGAGAAGCAGGAGUUCUAGGUUCAUUACCAGGUCACUAGACUAGCGAAUAUUAGAGAGAGGCCCAAGCCC
This is a messenger RNA of Gaeumannomyces tritici R3-111a-1, 2133 nucleotides long. RefSeq lists its product as hypothetical. The transcript has a single exon. Lineage: Eukaryota; Fungi; Ascomycota; Sordariomycetes; Magnaporthales; Magnaporthaceae. The record is from RefSeq and is a predicted model, not a curated record. Bases 1036 to 1770 code for a protein of 244 amino acids.